Melampsora larici-populina 98AG31 is the source of this 2394-nucleotide messenger RNA. Its product is annotated as putative oligopeptide transporter. The transcript has 13 exons. The record is from RefSeq and is a predicted model, not a curated record. NCBI's taxonomy places the organism in Eukaryota, Fungi, Basidiomycota, Pucciniomycetes, Pucciniales, Melampsoraceae. Gene Ontology annotation, cellular component: fungal-type vacuole membrane. Gene Ontology annotation, molecular function: oligopeptide transmembrane transporter activity. The coding region runs from base 1 to 2166 and encodes 721 amino acids.
AUGCCUCCCUCUAUCGAAGAAAUCAAAAGGUUGGACGAUCCUACGUCAACCGAUUUGAUUGAUGAGAAGGAUUAUUCUCCCCGUCUCACCUCUCCCGCUUCUGGAGAACCAAUUCACUCUUCUUAUACUCUUUCACCUCCGCCCUACGAUGUCAAAAGUGGGGAACCAAUCCCUCUGAUCGCUGGAUUACCGGAAGAAACUCAACAAUUCACCUUUCGGGCGGUAGCAGUUGGAUGUCUCUUAGGUUCCGUCGUCCAAGCAAGUAAUAUGUACUUGGGCUUAAAGACCGGGUUUACUUUCGGAGCUUCGUUAUUCGGUGCAUUGUUCGGAUAUGCACUUCUCAAGCCUCUUUCUCGUCUGUCGAUCCCUAUCCUUGGGGGUUAUUUUGGGCCACGUGAAAACUGUACCGUUCAGACGGCGGCAACAGCAAGCGGAGGACUUGGAAUAUUAUUUGUCUCAGGUGUACCUGCGAUGUAUCAGCUCGGUCUUCUCUCUCCAAACCCCAAAGAUGACUUGGGCAAAUUGAUACUCUUCACCAUGGCGGGUGCAUUCUUCGGAAUGGCAUUUGCAAUUCCAAUGCGCAAGCAUUAUAUCCUUCGACAGAAGCUUGUCUUUCCUACACCGACUGCUACCGCUCUCGCCAUUCACGGUCUUCAUUCAGGACCUGAGGGUGAAGCAGCUGGCAAAAAGCAAGCUAUCUGCCUUGGGCUCGCAUUUCUCAGUUCGAUCUCACUCCGUGUAGUCAGCCAAUACAUUCCAGGAAUUGUUUGGGACUGGCAUUGGGGAUGGUGGCUGUACAAGCUUGGCGCUAAGGGAGCAAUUGCCGCCGACAACUGGACUUGGUUUUUCGAAUUCACUCCGGCCUUUUUGGGUUGUGGAAUUCUCUCUGGACUCAACGCUUCUCUUUCGUUUUAUCUUGGAACUGUCUUGGCUUGGGGAAUAAUCGGCCCAGUGCUAGUUGCGCGAGGCGUAGCAUUUGGACUUCCUAGAGAGGCCGAAGGACUAAUCUCUUAUCAGGCUAUGAGCGCGGCUUUUACAACGGCUGAACAUCCUUCCCCAAGAUAUUGGCUUCUUUGGCCUGGAGUCAUGCUCAUGAUUGUUGCAUCUUUCACGGAGCUUGGUAUGAAUGGACGAAAGAUGAUUGGUGGUCUCUCAGGUUUGGUAUCAGAGCUUUAUCGGGUAGUCGCACGCCGCGAGAAAAAAGUCGAUGAGAAAAACGAGGACGACAUUCCUGAUCCGGCUGAGGGUCAACUUGUACCCGUAUGGGCUUGGGCAUCACUUUUAGUGGCAUCAGUUAUCCUUACAUGUGUCGUCAUGAAGCUUCAAUUCCAUGUGAAACUUGGGGUCACAAUCCUCGCCAUUGUUCUUGGAUUCCUUUUCUCCUUCAUUGGCGUUCAGUCUUCCGGGGACACAGAUAUCAAUCCAAUCAGUACUUGCGCAAAAGCUUCACAACUCUUGAUCGGUGGUGCAACAAGGAGUUACGCACAUGCAACUGAUGCACUUACUGUCAACCUUUUAUCGGGAAUGUUGGCUGGUGCAGCAGCAAACCAGACAACAGACAUGGUUGGCGACUUGCGUACCGGGCAUCUUCUCGGUGCCAGUCCAUCUUCACAAUUCUACUCUCAAUUCAUAGGCGCCUUCUUCUCUAUCGUUCUCGCACCCACCCUCUUUGUUCUCUUCUCGCAGGCGUACCCGUGUAUCAUUGACCUCAACGCCAAAACUUGCGAAUUCGGAGCUCCUUCAGUUGGCGCAUGGCGGGCAGUUGCGAUCGCAGUGACUUCGCGCGGAUCAUUACCUAUCCCUCGCUCAUCAUGGAUUUUUGCCAUCUGCUUUUCCAUACUUGGAAUGCUCGUCACCAUAGGAAAGUAUAAGCUUUUGAGACCUUCGGCCCAGAAGUGGGUUCCCAAUAUGAAUGCAGUUGGAUUGGGUUUUAUUGUCAACUUUACGGGUUAUGCAAGUGCUAUGGCUAUCGCUUCCAUGUUAACGUUUGUAUGGCAGCGAAAAUCAAGUCGGACAUAUGAACUUUAUGCAUACUCUUUGGCAGCUGGACUGAUGUCAGGGGAAGGAUUGGGUGGAGUUGUUAAUGCAUUAUUCGCGGUUAUUGGGAUUGAUGGUUCAAAGUAUGGAUCUGCAGCCUUAUGUCCUGGAAAUGUUUAUUGCGGAUAAAGUAAAACAAACUAAUUUCCUAAAUGAAUUUAAUCCAGACAAGAAAUCUAUUAUUCUAUUAGAAAUAUGUUUUUAUUAUGAUAAAGUAUAUAGAUGUACCUAGGAUUAAAUAGACAAGAGUGUAAAAGUGUGUUUCUUGGGUUCAAUGAUUUUUUUAUAUCUUUUGAUUUAUUCUUUUGGGUUUUUCUUAGCUAAAUGGAGUCUGAGACAAUGAAACAAGCAUAUAAC